Messenger RNA from Dissoconium aciculare CBS 342.82, 2371 nucleotides. RefSeq names its product ABC1-domain-containing protein. The record is from RefSeq and is a predicted model, not a curated record. The transcript is spliced from 2 exons. Bases 123 to 2219 code for a protein of 698 amino acids. Lineage: Eukaryota; Fungi; Ascomycota; Dothideomycetes; Mycosphaerellales; Dissoconiaceae. Gene Ontology annotation, cellular component: mitochondrion.
CAUCCAUCGAAAGCUACAUCCUCAUCCCGCAUCUCCUGGGUCCGGCUACAUCAGGCGUCUUCUUAUUUGCGCCCACGAAGACGUCGACAAUGCCUUGCUGAACACCCGGCUUGUGAGGAAUUAUGCGUGCAGCCUUCAGCUUGGGGCGGAUCUGCCUCAACGCCAGCAGCAUCCCAGCGCGACCACAAAUCCUCCGACACAUCCAAUAUAGCAUUCACAGCGGUCGAGGGAAGCGCGGCUUCCAAAGUAUUUUCGCCAAUGCUCGCCAUACGUUUCGCGGUGCGCCUGCGCCCGUCAAGGGUGGUUCGGCACUGCUUGCGGCAUUGACCCCGGCUGCGUUUGUGAAGAUCGCCAUGGAGGAUGACGACGAGGAGGACCAUGAUGGACGGACACAUGAGGAGCUUAUGUUGGAAAUGUCGCGCCGGGAAUUGGCGGAGCAAGUCCCCAAAAGACUUCAGAAUUCGAAGAAAUACCGCCUCGGGAUCUGGCGGUUUGUCACGACAUGGAUCGUCGAGCCGAUUGCGACGGGAUUCCGGUUCCUACACUUGGUCUUCAUUUUCGUGCCUGUCAUUCUCACGGUCCCGGUGAUCUGGUUUGGGCCUAAGCAACCUGAGCGGGAUGAUGAGCGGAGUGGUACUCUUUGGUGGUAUGGCUUCUUGGUCGCAUCGAUGGAGCGCGCUGGCGCGGCCUUCAUCAAACUGGGUCAAUGGGCUGCAAGUCGAACGGAUAUCUUUCCUACGGAGAUGUGCUCAAUCAUGUCAUCGCUACACUCGAACGCUCCAGCACAUUCACUUGCAGUGUCGAAGAAGACAAUCGAGCGGGCGUUCGGAAUGCCAUUUGAAGACAUCUUUGACGAGUUUCAAGAGAAGCCGCUGGGUGUUGGUGCUAUCGCGCAAGUGUACAAAGCGAAACUUAAACCGAACCUUGCGGUCGAAGACGCCGAUGAGGCUGAUACCCCUCAGACUUUGACCGAGCGAGCGAGGAAGACUGUCGACCCACUACUAAAGAGCAGCCCACAGCGAGUGCCAUCCAGCUACGUGGCGAUCAAGGUUCUACAUCCAAACAUCGAACGGAUCGUGCGCCGUGAUUUGCGCAUCAUGGGAUUCUUCGCAAGCCUCAUAAAUGCUAUUCCGACGAUGGAGUGGCUAUCCUUCCCCGACGAAGUUGAACAAUUCGGCGAAAUGAUGCGACUGCAGUUAGAUUUACGCAUUGAAUCGGCAAACCUCAUCCUCUUCCGCAAGAACUUUCGCAACCGGACCACAGCAUGGUUUCCUUAUCCGUACAGCAGCUAUACCACCAGGCAAGUUCUCGUAGAGGAGUUCGCGACUGGAAUUCCACUUGAACACUUCUUGCAAAAUGGCGGAGGCGUCUUUCAGAAGGAAAUUGCCGACGAAGGAUUAGAUGCAUUUAUGCACAUGUUGCUUAUUGACAACUUCAUUCACGCCGAUCUGCAUCCCGGAAACAUCAUGGUUCGCUUCUAUGAGCCUGCAACGAUACAGUCUCACACCAAACUCAACCUCCACCUCCGCCCAAAACCCAAGUCCAACCCUGAGGAUUCCAAGGAUGUAACCGAAGAAGUACUAGAGCGUCUUCGCCCUCAUCGCCAUGAUAAAGAGAAGUGGACCAGCACCCUGGCUCAAAUCGACCACGAAGGUUAUCGACCCCAACUCAUUUUCAUCGACACCGGCCUCGUCACCGAGCUCAACGACGUCAACCGCAACAACUUCCUCGACCUCUUCAAAGCCAUCGCUGAAUUCGACGGCUACAAAGCCGGACGACUCAUGGUUGAACGCUGCCGACAACCCGACGCCGUGCUAGACAAGGAGGUAUUUGCAUUACGCAUGCAGCAUCUUGUGCUGGGCGUCAAGAGCAACACCUUCUCGCUCGGAAACAUCCAAAUCGGCGAUAUUCUGAAUGAAGUCCUGAGCAUGGUCCGUGGCCACCACGUGCGGCUCGAGGGUGACUUCGUCAAUGUCGUGUUGUCGAUUCUGCUCCUGGAGGGCAUUGGUCGGAGCCUCAACCCGGAUCUGGAUCUUUUCUCAGGAGCACUCCCGAUCCUCCGCCAACUCGGUGCACAGAGCAGUUCCUCGAUCUUGAAAUCCGGCGACCUCUCCAUGGUGAAAGUCUGGGCAGGACUUGAAGCGAGGAAAUUCUUGCAGGCGAGCAUUGAGAGCGUGGAGGCUUGCGUCAAAUAUGAUCAGUUGUCGCCGAACUUUUAGAUGAAUGUUGCAAAUGCUAUAUUGAGUAACGAUGAAUCAAACACGAUGUAUAUUGAAAGGGUGGAAUGCAACCUUGGAGGUUGUAGUUGUCCCGUGGGUGUGUAGAUAUUCCCUCCAGUGUAAACAUAUCUCCACAAUUGUAUCUGUUCCAC